This is a messenger RNA of Geosmithia morbida, 1101 nucleotides long. Its product is annotated as threonine aldolase. Gene Ontology annotation, cellular component: cytosol. Lineage: Eukaryota; Fungi; Ascomycota; Sordariomycetes; Hypocreales; Bionectriaceae. Gene Ontology annotation, biological process: L-threonine catabolic process; glycine biosynthetic process. The record is from RefSeq and is a predicted model, not a curated record. The coding region runs from base 1 to 1101 and encodes 366 amino acids. Gene Ontology annotation, molecular function: L-allo-threonine aldolase activity. The transcript has a single exon.
AUGCCAGAAUCCACCCAGUCCCGAGCUGCAAAUGACUUCCGCAGCGACACCUUCACGACGCCGACACCGGCCAUGCUGGAGGCCAUGGCCAACGCUACCUUUGGCGACGACGUAUUCGGUGAAGACGAGACGACCAACGGCUUCCAGGAUGAUAUUUCCCGGCUGACGGGCAUGGAAGACGCCCUGUUUAUGCUAUCAGGCACCAUGGGCAACCAGAUCGGCGUACGCAUCCAUCUCGCCCAGCCCCCGCACUCGAUCCUGUGCGACCACAGAGCCCAUGUCUACGCCUCGGAAGGGUCUGGACUAGCUGUCCUGUCCCAGGCCAUGGUGAUGCCAGUCCACCCGAAGAACGGGCUAUAUCUUACCGCCGAGGACGUUGAGAGAUCCGCCAUCCUGGGAGACGACAUUCACAUCGCCCCGACAAAGGUCAUCUGUCUGGAGCUGACGAUCGGAGGUGUCCUCACCCCGCUCGAGGAGAUAGAGGCUAUUGCGAAAUUCGCUAGGGCCAACGGCAUCAAGAUCCACUGCGACGGCGCACGGCUCUGGAACGCCUCGGCUGCGAGCGGCCACUCACUCAGCGACUACUGCCAGUACUUUGACAGCGUGUCUAUGUGUGUGUCAAAGGGCCUCGGCGCACCGGUGGGAGGUGUGCUCGCCAGCACAAAGAGUGGUAUAAGACAGGCUAGAUGGCUGAGGAAGCAGCAGGGAGGCGGAAUCAGGCAGGCUGGGGUAUUGACGGCUGCCGCACGUGUUGCGUUGGAACAGGUUUGGCCGACUAUGAAGGAGACGCAUCAGAAGGCUAAAAGGCUGGAGUCCGAUUUGGCCAAAUUGGGUGUGGUGCCCCAGCUCCCGGUCGAUACAAACUUCUUCUUCAUCGAUGCCGAGAAAUCGGCAAUCAAUAUGCCAGUUUUACUGGAGAAGUGCAAAAAGCACGGUGUUAAACUGGAGGGUCAGCGUAUCGCCCUGCAUCACCAAAUCACCAAUGAGUCGAUCGAUAAGCUGAAGGCUGCUAUAGCCGAGGCUGUUGAUGAGACGAGAAGUCUGCCAAAAGAUGGUACUGAACCGACUCUUUCUAGAGGUUAUUUGAGUAAUACUUUAUGA